This is a messenger RNA of Bombus terrestris (buff-tailed bumblebee), 2006 nucleotides long. RefSeq names its product nudC domain-containing protein 1. Lineage: Eukaryota; Metazoa; Arthropoda; Insecta; Hymenoptera; Apidae. The record is from RefSeq and is a predicted model, not a curated record. Bases 318 to 1985 code for a protein of 555 amino acids. The transcript is spliced from 4 exons.
AUUUUCAAUAUUAUCGCGUUCUAUAAGUACAUAUAUCGAUUAUAAAGUUAUAUCGAUUGCUAGUAUAGCAAUUAGUGAUUGAAUCUGUCAAUGUGUUAUUGUACGGAAACUUAAUUGAAAUAGAGAAAAUCAAUGCUGUAUGUAUAUUAUUAAUAUUGUAAAAUAAAGUAGAAGAAGAAAUAAGUACGAUUAAGUGUACUAAAAAAUAUUAUCCAAACUAUCGGGGACAAAUUACAUAUUAAGGUUAUAAAUUUUGGUUUUAAAGAUAAUUACGUUUCUUUAUUUCUAAGUAACGUUUGAAGAAAAAACAGCGGAAAAUGACGAAAGUUGUUGAAUUAUGUCCUGAUAGAAAUUUAACAAAUCUAAAAUUUGAGAAAUAUCAAUUUUGUUCUGAUGAAGUACCAAUAGACAGUGAAAUAAAUUUGAAAACAGAUAUACUUAGGUUAGAGUUAACAACCAAUCGUGAUUCCCUUUUAGAAACUCGAUUGUUUGCAUUUCAUAACCAUUUAUUCAAAAAUCCAUAUGAUACAUCAGUUUGGUUUAUAGAUAAAGAUUGGGUUGUGUGGCAUUUUAAAAAGGAUGGCAAUUUACAACAAGUAUAUACAAUCCAUAGCUUCAACGAAAAGAUACAGAAUUUUCUAUAUAAUCCAUCAAUUGGAUUUACUAGUAACAAUAUUAUUGUAAUCUCUGAUGGUGGAGACUGUUUAACAUUAUUAGUAACAGAUGCACAGGAACAUAUUAAAUCUUUUAUACUAAAUGAUGCAGAGCCUGGAAUUAUAUUAGAUGUACAAUAUGUGAAUACUAUAAGCACUGUUAUGGUCGUAAUGUGUGAUAUUAGAAGUACAGGCGAAAAAAAAUUUACAAGACUAUUACUGCUAACGUAUAUUUGGAGAAAUGUAGGAAGUGAAGCUGAAUACUUUGAGCUAACUGAUAAAAAAGCUUUAAAAGUAAAUGGUGCUGUUGAAUAUGUAUAUAUAGAAGAAUGCGGAAAAUACUUGCAUUCUAUUUGCCAAGAUUAUAUAACAUUUGAAUGUCCAAAAACAAAACAAUUUACUGAUAGUAGGAAAGAUAUAGAAAAAACUGGAGAACUAAAGAUCCCAAAAUAUUGUUGGUCUCAGGAUGAGGAUUCCAUAACAGUUUGGCUUACAAUAGAUAAACAUCAUCAUGAUAAAGUUAAAGUAAAUGUAACGCCUUUGGAAUUAUCGGUAACAGUGAAUAAUAACAUACUAAUUGAAGGGCAAUGCCAAUACAGAUUAGACGAAAAUUUAACAACAUGGAGAUAUGAACAGGAUACAUUUAAACUUGAACUGUAUAAACAUGAAAGUGGUUUGAUGUGGAAUGAACUAAUUAAAGGUGAUAUUGGUGGAGAAUGUUUGCCUAAUGAAACUUUGGCUACUGAAAUCCAUUUUAGGUUAGCACAUCUGUGUGCGGAUCAAAUAGAUAACAAACAAGGUCAACCUUGUUUGGGAUUCAAUGCUGAACAACUUGAAGAAUGUGACCUUGAAAGAAAAGAUAAUCUUCUACAAAGAAUUGACCUUAUUACACAGGAAAAUACUCAUUUAGCUAUGCUUGGACUAAACAAUCAUGUCUUGUAUACGUACAAAACAAAAUCUGGACAAGCAAUAUGUUUAAGGCACGACAACGACGGUUGCUUAUGGAUAACUAACCAAAUAAAUGAUAUGGAAUGGAAUAUAAAGCAUCACUACACCUUUCCUGGUUUUGGUUACGUUGAAGCAAGUAAAAGUAACAAAAAGUUUUGUCUUUCACCUGCUGAUGGUUCAUAUGUAGCUAUACUUGAGCACAUAAGAUAUAUAUUUCUUUAUAAAAAACCUGAAUCAAAUAUUGAAGUUGGGAAGCAAUGGAUUGUAGACUUAGGUAUUGAAACUUAUCCUAUUAUGGGAGCAGCUGCCACAAAUAGGUAUCUGAUCAUUCUAACUAAAAACAAAUUGUAUCGACUAAAUAUGUAUAACAUAAUUAUAAAAUAAAUUAUACAAUCAUAUAGUACA